Gymnogyps californianus (California condor) is the source of this 2827-nucleotide messenger RNA. It is a transcript of the gene NOCT, whose product is annotated as nocturnin. The coding region runs from base 5 to 1297 and encodes 430 amino acids. The transcript has 3 exons. NCBI's taxonomy places the organism in Eukaryota, Metazoa, Chordata, Aves, Accipitriformes, Cathartidae. Gene Ontology annotation, biological process: circadian rhythm. The record is from RefSeq and is a predicted model, not a curated record. Gene Ontology annotation, molecular function: poly(A)-specific ribonuclease activity.
GAGCAUGUACCAGAGCCCCGCGCGCUGCCUCUGCUCGGCGCUGCCCGCCCUCUGCUGCGCCCCCGCCUCGGCCUCCCUCCUGCCGCCGCGGCCCCGCGCUCCCCCCCUGCCGCCCCUCGGCCCCGCCGCUCCGCGGGCAGCAGCAGCGGCGGCCGGCGGCCCGCCCGCCCCGGGGGCGCCGCCCCGCACAGUGUGUUCCAUGGGAAACAGCACCAGCCGGCUCUACAGCGCGCUCGCCAAGACGCUGAGCAGCAGUGCUGUGUCCCAGCACCAGGACUGCCUGGAGCAGCCGGACUCAGCACGGCUGGAUCCUAUAGACCCCAAGGAUUUGCUGGAGGAAUGUCAGAUCAUUCUGCAGAAACGGCCACCCCGGUUUCAGAGGGACUUUGUGGACCUGAAGAAAAACGCUGCCAGUAACCACCGCCCCAUUCGGGUCAUGCAGUGGAACAUCCUUGCCCAAGCUCUCGGAGAAGGCAAAGACAACUUUGUUCAGUGCCCCAUGGAAGCUCUGAAAUGGGAAGAGAGGAAGUGCCUCAUCCUGGAGGAAAUCCUUGCGUACAAGCCUGACAUCUUGUGCCUGCAAGAAGUCGACCACUACUUUGACACCUUUGAGCCACUCCUCAGCCGACUCGGCUACCAGUGUACUUUCUUCCCGAAGCCGUGGUCCCCGUGCCUAGACGUGGAGCAGAACAACGGGCCAGAUGGCUGCGCCUUGUUUUUCCUCAAAGACCGCUUUGAGCUCAUCAACAGCGCUAACAUCCGGCUAACCGCCAUGAAGCUGAAGACCAACCAAGUGGCCAUAGCUCAGACGCUGAAGUGCAAUGAAACUGGAAGACUGUUCUGCAUUGCCGUCACUCACCUGAAAGCCCGUACUGGCUGGGAGAGGUUUCGGUCCGCGCAAGGCUGCGAUCUUCUCCAGAACCUGAAGGCUAUUACCCAAGGUGCGAAGAUCCCUCUGAUCGUCUGCGGAGACUUCAACGCGGAGCCAACUGAGGAGGUCUACAGAGAAUUUUCCAACUCCAGCCUCAACUUAAACAGUGCGUACAAGCUGCUGAGCCCUGACGGGCAGUCAGAGCCCCCAUACACCACCUGGAAGAUCCGGCCCUCGGGAGAGUGCCGGCACACGCUGGAUUAUAUCUGGUAUUCCCAGCAUGCCUUGAAUGUGAACUCAGCCCUGGGCUUGCUGACUGAAGAGCAAAUCGGGCCCAACAGGCUGCCAUCAUUCAAUUACCCUUCCGAUCACCUGUCUCUGGUGUGUGACUUUAGUUUUAAUCAAGACCCUGACAGACUGCUGUGAUGUGUUGGAAUGCCACCUGGUAUUGCAGUGUCUUAACUCACCACUGUUUUAUUUUAGAGAAAACUUUUGAAGCUGGAAGCUAUUGAAGGAUGAGGAAAUACUGUUGACUAAACAUUAUUUCAGGCACUUGUUUGGAGUUACACUUGCCGUUCAGCGCUUGUUAAUCUGGAGCCUCCAAGGGAGGAAUAAUGGAGUCAGUGUUCUCGUUGUGGUGUUCUUGCCAUGUCAGGGUUUGAAAACCAGAAGGCAAAUGAGCUUUAUCCCUUCACUAACCCCCAUGUUUAAGGAUUUAAUCCUCUAAUGAAUGUGGAGGCCUUAGUAUUUACAUCAAAACACUUGUGUUUGUAAAACAACUUGCCCUGACAGCAUGCUGAUUUUAUUUAUUUCAUGUUAAGCUUGUGCAAGUACCAAAGGGAACGAGGCUCAACUGCUCAGUGAGAUUCUCUUAAAUCUUUUUCUGUGGCAAUACAAAGGAAGUUUAAUGCAGUUUAGACAUGAACAAAUCUAAGCUCAUACUAGUGUUGUCUUCUCAUUUUUACAUGACUCGAGAUGACGAUUUCAUUAAAAGUGAAUGGAUAAUAGCGCAGUGUGAGGAAGGCCCCCUCCAGUAAGAGCAGGUGAGGAAAUAGAGGCUAUGUCAUAUAGUAAUAUCCUCACUUUUCUAGAUGAAUGUGCAUGUGUCCAUUACACGCAUACGGCCUGUAGGUAUGUAUCCACAGUGAGUGUGAUCUUUGUCUCUUCUGUGCUUCCCACCAGAGGACACACCUAACCAGGGAGUAUUUCCUCCUCUGCUUCAAGUAUUACUUUUCUAAAUGGUUUAAAUUUGUAGUCUUGUCAAUCUUGCUGUUUCAGUAAAGGGCCAGUCUUCAUGUUGAAAGACUUUCUUUUAUUUAUCUUCAGAAUCUAAAGCUACACUGGAACUUGUUAAAAGAUAAAAUUUAUUUAUUGCGAGAAGUUGGUGAUCCUGCACCUGACUUGAAAUCAUAGAGCAACAGUGUUCAGGAGCCUCUUUCCACGGCCCAGGGGAACUCUGGCUAAGCACCUAGGCUACAACAGAGCUGUGUUAGCAUAGUAGUAACUCUUGUGCGUGGAGUGGUGCUCAUUGGUAUGACAUAGGUAUUGCAUAUAUGGAUUGUAAACAUGGCACUAUGCUGGAAAAUGAGGUGGGGAGAGAGGAGGGAAGAGAGACAACAGUUGGAGUUGUGCUGACAUUUAGACAGUUGGGAAAGAUGAGGCAGAGCAAAUAUAGCAGUACUUCCAUGUAAAGUAAGGCCCGUAGUAACUCUUAAAUGUUCCAGGUGUUUAUUAAUAAAAGUCUUUGGAAAAAAAAGUAAUGUCUCUGCUGUUCAUUUCCCUGUCAUAAGUAGGUGAUCUGUCUCAACUAGUGACUGUUUGAGCUUCAAGUUAGCGGUGAUGCUACCCAUUCCAGACCUCUUCCCCCCGACCUCGCAGUCCUAAUCUUACAAGUUGGCACGGCUGCUUUGCUUUCACGGCAAGUGCUCUUUCUCAAACUUGAAAUGCCCAAACUCC